CGAGAGGGCGGGGCGGCGUCCCAAAACGGAAGGUGGUUGUCGUCUGUGCCCAAGCUGGUUUGAAACUAGGGGUCGGGCUCGGCCGUCGUCGUUGUUUGUUGUCGCAGCUCCGCUUCCGGGGGUAGGCCGUUCCUGACCGCCUCCUCCGCUACUCCCUUUGGACCCAUCGGUCUCAGGCCCGGCUCCCCGCCCGACUCGUACCCCGCACGCCGCAGCCCGCUGUUGACCCGGCCCGCACUGCUGCCCUGCAGCCACCAUGUCCCUGCACGGCAAACGGAAGGAGAUCUACAAGUAUGAAGCGCCCUGGACUGUCUACGCGAUGAACUGGAGUGUGCGGCCCGAUAAGCGCUUUCGCUUGGCUCUGGGCAGCUUCGUGGAGGAGUACAACAACAAGGUUCAGCUUGUUGGUUUAGAUGAAGAGAGUUCGGAGUUUAUUUGCAGAAACACCUUUGACCACCCAUAUCCCACCACAAAGCUCAUGUGGAUCCCUGACACAAAAGGCGUCUAUCCAGACCUACUGGCAACAAGCGGCGACUAUCUCCGUGUGUGGAGGGUUGGUGAAACAGAGACCAGGCUGGAGUGUUUGCUAAACAAUAAUAAGAACUCUGAUUUCUGUGCUCCCCUGACCUCCUUUGACUGGAAUGAGGUGGAUCCUUAUCUUUUAGGUACCUCAAGCAUUGAUACGACGUGCACCAUCUGGGGGCUGGAGACAGGGCAGGUGUUAGGGCGAGUGAAUCUUGUGUCUGGCCACGUGAAGACCCAGCUGAUCGCCCAUGACAAAGAGGUCUAUGAUAUUGCAUUUAGCCGGGCCGGGGGUGGCAGGGACAUGUUUGCCUCUGUGGGUGCUGAUGGCUCUGUGCGGAUGUUUGACCUCCGCCAUCUAGAACACAGCACCAUCAUUUACGAAGACCCGCAGCAUCACCCACUGCUUCGCCUCUGCUGGAACAAGCAGGACCCUAACUACCUGGCCACCAUGGCCAUGGAUGGAAUGGAGGUGGUGAUUCUAGAUGUCCGGGUUCCCUGCACACCUGUCGCCAGGUUAAACAACCAUCGAGCAUGUGUCAAUGGCAUUGCUUGGGCCCCACAUUCAUCCUGUCACAUCUGCACUGCAGCGGAUGACCACCAGGCUCUCAUCUGGGACAUCCAGCAAAUGCCCCGAGCAAUUGAGGACCCUAUCCUGGCCUACACAGCUGAAGGAGAGAUCAACAAUGUGCAGUGGGCAUCAACUCAGCCCGACUGGAUCGCCAUCUGCUACAACAACUGCCUGGAGAUACUCAGAGUGUAAUGUUGGUGGCGCUGUGCGCACGAGGCAGGGCCUUGUGUGUUUCCUGCCUCUGCCCCACCCCAAAGUAAGAAGAAACAUGUUUCCAGUGGCCAGUAUGUCUUUCGUUGCUUUGCACCCACUGUUACCAGAAGCUGCUCUAGGAGUUCCUGGCCAGUCACCCCAUCGCCCUCUGUGGCAGACUCAGUGCUGUGUGGCACCUCCUCAGCCCAGGGCUGAAUUUUAAAAUUUUCUCUUCUUUCCUCUUCUUGUUUUGUUCCUCAAUUAAAAAUGUGUGUAUAUUUGUUUGUCAGGCGUUGCGUUGAGGAGCAGUUCAUGUACUGGCUGUGUCUAUUCCUCUGCCCAGGUGUCUCUGUCUGUUUGCUGCCCAAGGCAGCAACGCAUGUUUCCAUGUCCAUGUUCCUGUUAGCACUUACGUGGGAACAAAUAACAGUUUGUCCUUUCUCCUAGUAUCAGUGUGUUUAACAAAUUUCAACUUUGUAUAUUUAUCAGGCUAAUUUUUUUAUGAAAAGAAUUUUACUCUUCCUGGUUCAUUUAUUUGUCUUAUAGUCCUUCCUAUGUGCCCCUUCUUCUCUUCCCUCAGUGCCUGGAGCUGGUACUGGGCCCCUGGCCCCAUGAGCAGUUUGCCUUCUUGAGUCACUGCCUGAGUAGUACAUACCUGACCGGGAGGCCAAACCACCUUGGUGCUCUGAAGUCAACUGACUCCUCAACAUCUUUCUUAGCCUGGCUCUUCUUAAGGGCAUUCUGGGCUUCUAAACAGACGUAGGAAACCUCUGUUUACCCUAAAGCACCACUGUCCAGCCCCAUUGGUUCCCACUGGGAGCAUGGUAGAGGUGAGAGAGACAGGCUCUCAGGGUACCUGACUUGAGGGGAAUCCUUUCAGGAAGCUGAAAAAGUCAAGCAUAUUUCCAUACCUACUUUCAGAGUCUGUUUUUUACUUCAAAUAUAAGCCCCAGGCCAUUCCACUUAGUGUCUUUUUAAUGAUCGACAAGAAUGAGUUGAAAUUCUCUGAGUUGAACUUCGGUGUUUCUGUUGGUUGAGUGUACUGUGCCUGGCCAUAUAUUAUAUAGGGUGCUCUUUGGAUUGAGUGCUCUGAGGUGAGAGUUUCCCGAGAGGCAUCCAGUCUGUACUUCCAACCCUGAACAAGACCUCACAUGAGAGAUGGACUGAUUGGCUGUGGCAAUCCCAGGCUGUCAAGUGGAUAGAUAGCAAAAAAGAGUUAUACUGUGGUGAGUAAUGCUAAGGAGCAAAAAAGAAAGAAAAGGAAUUAUUGCCCCCAGGGUCAGCCAGUUAAGAGCUCUACCCACACCUGUCAACCCUUCUCUCCGCCAGUUUAGGUUCUGAGCAGUAUUGGACUUGUAACCUGUGGUUGUCUGUUGACUUGCAGGCCGCAGGCGUCUUUUCGUUACAUGAAUGAGUUCCAUGGAGGGGGCCUGUGUGUGAUUCCAUUGUUGGAAGAGUCCUUGGAGCAGGCAGAGUUUGAGGCAUGCUCUGGGGGGAAAGUUGCCUGGCUCCUUGGGCUGUACUCAGUAACUGAAGGUUUUUAAGUCCCUCUGAAUUGCUCAUCUGAGAUUAGCAGAGUAGCAGGCCUAAAGGACGAUGGUUUUGUUCUCUUUGGCUCUCACCUGCUUGAGAAGUAAAACAGUGUACUUUGUUCUUCUGGGCCCUUAAGCUUUGUUGAUUAAGUCUACCUUUUCAGAAGGAGAUAUCAUUGUUUGCUGAAAGUCCAGCUCUUUGCUUUACCAUACAGGGACUGUCCCAAAGAAGAAGGCUCCUUUUGAGUCAGAGUAUUUCCCCUUCUAUCCUUUUACUUUGUGGUUCUGAUUUUGGGACUCUGGCUGGCCAUGUGCUUGCAGUUGACUCUCCUGCAUCUGCUACUGGAUUUGCAUUGCACUGCUUGGAGAUGUAAAGCAAGCAGUUCUUGGUUAGAACUCUCCUCUGCUUUUCAGUGUGUUUGAUAACAGUUACUGGGUCCUUCUCUCAAGGGUAGCAAGGCCAAGCUGAUGGCUGCUUGUUUAGGAGGCCAUCAGUUCCUUCCUAUGGAGAAGGGUCUGAAAUGGAAGUCAGUGUAGAAAAGGCUGGUCUGCUGAGCAGGGCUUAGGUCCACUGAAUUUUAAGAUUCCUUUGCUGAUCUGCACCAAGCCUGGUCUGUAUGGUGAAAUUUGUCAGCUGGAACUCAGAAACAACAACUUAAAAAAUAAUAAUAAUUAGAAUAUAUUUGCAUAAGAUAGCUAUUUACUCUGGAAACCAACAACUUUUGAGGUUUCCUUUGCCCUGUGGACACCCAGACCCUGUCAUCCUUCCUCAGGUUCUGCAUUGCAGUCUUUCCCUGAAUCCCAUGGGGGACCCAGGGGAGACUACACCUCCCUAAGCAAGCACACACAUACUCACAGUUGAUGAGUUGCUGGUCUUCUGAAUCCCAGGUCUCUUACCCGAUGACCCAUGACUGAGGAGAGGAUUUUUCUACAGUCUCAGGAUUUAGAAAGCCUGUAAGCCAGCCAUGCUCCAGAAAGCACAGAUCUGUUACAGUUGCAAAAACAACUCUAUGUAAUUUGUUGAGAUUCCCAAAUUGACAGCCAGUGAGACUGGGGAGGAGACUGAAUCUGCUAUCCCUGACUGCUGGAGGAGCAGCUGCUAGGACUUUACCAGGAAGCCCACAUCUGCAGGCUGUGGCCCAGCUGGUGAUGGCCCUUUUGCUCUUGGCAGCCUUAAGCACAGCUGUCUGUAUUGUCGUCAUCUGCUCUGAGGAAGGGUGGAGGUGCUAAAUAAAUUACUGGAGAAUGGGUCCACGUCAUUAAGGACCUGAAUUUUUUACGCUCAGGAGCAUUGGAACCCUCUUCUUCCAGAGAAGGAACUAGCCUCCAAGGUUAGUACUUGAAGAGGGAAGAUAUUUAAUAACUAGGCAAACAUUUCUUACAAAUCCAGGAUUGGUUCUAAGCGAACUGGCUAAGAUUCAGGAAGAAACAAAAUUCAGAAUCCUAUAAGGUUUUUUUUGUUUUGUUUUGUUUUUGAGACAGAGUCUUGCUCUGUCAUGCAGGCUGGAAUGCAGUGGUGCAGUUUGGCUCACUGCAACCUCCGCCUCCCAGGUUCAGGCGAUUCUCCUGCCUCAGCCUCCUGAGUAGCUGGGACUACAGGCGUGUGCCACUAUGCCCAGCUAAUUUUUUGUAUUUUUUAGUAGAGACGGGGUUUCACCAUGUUAGCCAGGAUGGUCUUAAUCUCCUGACCUUAUGAUCCGCCUGCCUCAGCCUCUUGAAGUGCUGGGAUUAUAGGCCUGAGCCACCACGCCUGACACCUACAAGGUUUUGAUGACAGUUAGGGCCAAAAUUUUAGGAGGUGAUAUAGGAUGCAGUAGAAAAUCAAAGUGUUUUCUUUAAAUCAAAGGAGGAAGUAUUAGAGGUCAGUGGAGGUCUGGGGUAGGGAAACAUUCACACUGUCCAUUGCAUGGCUGUGGAAUGAGACUGCCCUUAACCUGGGUCAGCCUUCCUGGGCCAUAAAUUGGGUAUCCAUGAUGCUAGGUAACUGUGAGAACAAGUUGACAGCUCAGAGCAGCCAUAGGUGAUGUUUGGUGGUAAAAAACUUACAGGCAUUGGGGGUCCCAUGAUUGUUCCAGACCGUGGCUCUUGAUUGUGGGUUUGUACAAAGCAGGAGAAGCACGGGUUAUGACAGGUAUACAGACUUUCUCCCUCCUUUUUCUCUCUUCUCUUCCCCUUGCCUUUCCACUGUUUCUCCCUGCUGCCACCUGGGCCUUUAAUUCCUGGGCCAUGAAGACACAUAGGAGCUGCAGGGUUUACCACAUGUGGGAGGGCAGCCCAGAACUGUCCCUCUACCUUUCCCACUUGGAGAAUAUGGCAGCCCCUUCCAUUCCUGGCUUGGGGUAGGGGAGUGCAUUGAAGUAGAAACCUCAAAGCAGACUUUUCCCUUUACUGUGUAUACACCAGGACAAAGAAGUUUCAUACUUGAUACUUAGAUUGGUUUUCCCAGGGAAGAGAGCAGAGCAGAGCAAAGUCACUGUGAACCCUGGGCCAGGCCCUGGCUGGGCCAGCUCCUGAGAGUGUCUUGUGUUGCAGAGCCUUGCCCACUCACCCACCUUCACCCUUUCCCCCUCCCACGGUGUCACUGCUGCUAAUGGUCAAAGUCAAAUAUGGGGCCACAUGAGAUGGACCAGGUCCUCUCAGGCUACUUUCUGGAGUCAUUUUUAAAAUAUGGAAACAUGCAGGUGCCUUCUGAAAAAGGCUUGGACUGGUAUAUCCAACCAGAAGCAAAUAAGCUAAAGAAAGUUUGAACUUGAGAAGAAAGAUGUUGACAGUCUGUGUAACAGCCGGAAAGUUUAUAGGCACCCACCUUUGGGACAACCCAGUAAAUAUGAACUUGUGAUAUCUACUAAGAUUUUCAAAGAAAUGUUCUCACCUUGGGUUGAUGUGGUAAAUCAUGUGUUAUGAAAAUUGUUGAGCUGAAGCUUUAAAUUGCUUUAGUUGAGUCUGAAUCACUUGCUUUGGUUCCUAUGUAUUUUAUGACCCCUCUUGUCAGUGACCUUCCCUCCCCACCCCACCCAGAGUGAAUUUGUAGCAUGAUUGUAUAAACUUCUAUGUAGAAAAUGGAGAUUUCUUGCCCUGAAAUGUUAAGCUCUAACUCAUCCAUUUCUGUACCUGUUAGCCUAGUAUGUCUGAACUUCCAUUCUUGUUAUAUAUUUAAACUUUCCCUCUAUAUUAUAGGUUUUGUGGCAUCCAUGGUCAGGUGGAAAGGAAGCUGCCCCUUGCAGAACUGUACUGUAAUAUUUUUCUUUUAUAAAUAUUUUCACAGGACUGAUUGUACACAGGGCUUGUAAUAAAAUUUUAACACUGUGCUGUGAAACAACUAUGGGGAAUCUCCAUUGAAGGCUACUUCAAAGGCACCUGAAAGUGGAGUGUUAUAUCUACAACUUUCUAUUUCUUGUUUCCUAAAUAAAUUAAACCUAAUUUUCACCCUUUCAUUCUGUUUCCUCCUGUAUAAGAAGUACCGUAUUUUCUGCCCAUCAUACUUUGUAAUAAAACUUGAACAUGUA
Callithrix jacchus (white-tufted-ear marmoset) is the source of this 6323-nucleotide messenger RNA. It is a transcript of the gene DCAF7, whose product is annotated as DDB1 and CUL4 associated factor 7. The record is from RefSeq and is a predicted model, not a curated record. Gene Ontology annotation, molecular function: protein binding. Lineage: Eukaryota; Metazoa; Chordata; Mammalia; Primates; Cebidae.